Messenger RNA from Lates calcarifer (barramundi perch), 3387 nucleotides. It is a transcript of the gene prr18, whose product is annotated as proline rich 18. The record is from RefSeq and is a predicted model, not a curated record. The transcript has a single exon. Lineage: Eukaryota; Metazoa; Chordata; Actinopteri; Centropomidae. Bases 836 to 1603 code for a protein of 255 amino acids.
CUUACCCUACACUGAGGGAAACAAAAUCACUGUCUAGCUGAAAGCGCAGAUAACAGCAGAAAGGAAGAGAAAUCAAUAUCAUAUGCUAUGUGUACAUCCACCAUAGAUGUCUUUCAUAGGCUACAUGGCUGAAAGAACAACAAUGGACCAUCUAUACACAUCAGUUUAUUGACAUUUGAGACUAUAUUGACUGACUUAAAGGGUAAAAACAAACUGAAUGUCCUUGUGCUAGUGACAUGUUUUGUUCAAGGACAGACAGAGGACCAUAGAGUAUGUUUAUGACCCUAACCGUGUAAAAUGGAAUUGAAGCAGAUGACAUUCGUUUAAAAUAUCUAUUUCUUGAGAAAUAGGCCAAAACGAGUCACUUAACCAGAUUCAUCCACUCACUGGACCACAAUUCUUAAAAGACAAUUUCAGGCUGAUCCAUUAAACACAUUUGUGUGCAUGAGUAUGUGAACUAGUCCAGUGACGGGAAAACAGCAGAGUGGCGCUGUGAGGAAAAGAUGAGGGGAACAUGAGGUGGAUGUGGCUCAUCGCUUAAGGAAGUUAUUGGAAAUUAUGAAAUGACAUCACCGCCGUUUUUUCUUGGCUUUGUUUGGUGCGUCUCCUGACCACGCCUUCCUGCCACCGCGACCAUAAAGCAGCCGGGCCGUGAGUGUGUGCACUAGUUGAACUCCUAGUCAGUGUGGACAACAGGUGCACUACAGCCUCCCUCCACCUCGCUGUUGGAUAUAAUGCCCACAGAGCGCCGCUCGUCGUUUUGCGCAGGGCUUCCUCAUCUGCACUUUGAAUACUUGCACGUUUUCAUAUCCUGAUCACUUCCAGACACACAAAAAUGCCUUUUCCGCCCAUCAGCCUCCAUCCACGGAUCUCCUCUCCUGGCAGGGAACUAUUCGGGAAGAAGAAAGCCAACGGAGUGCCUCCUCAGACUGAGCUCACCAGCAAAUCCGGCGCAGAGAAAGGAGGGUCCGAAAAGGAGAAGCAGUCCACUUCUUGGACCUCCGCGAAUUUAAGGAAUUUGGGGCGAAAAGCUCAGCAAGAGAAGAGUAAAAGCCCAUCUCAGAAGCCGGGUGCCGGUCAGGAGACUCAGGGAAAGUGCUCCUGGCUGACGGUGCCCAAACCUCAGGACUCAUCCGAAGGAGUCAGGCGCUCCAGCUCAAUGGACUCCACCAGACAGCUCCACGGAAAAGACGAUGGGAAGAAGGAGAUCCAGUUUACCCUCAGUCUCACCCCUGAAGCCAUUCUCGUCAUCCAAAAACGCAAUCUAGAAAAACAGAUGAUGGCAAAGCAGCAGAAGUGUUGCGCCUCCGCGGACUUUCGCCACCGGCGAGUUUUUCCGUCCAAAAAGACGCACGGAGGGUCCAAGGGCUGCGCUCCCGUCGCCAAAGUGGAGAGCGCCGAGCAGGACAUCACCGCCAUAGUUAAGAUAUCUCUGUUGAACGAUCAGUACAAGUACGAUGAUGUGGAGUAUGAAGAAGAGGAUGGAGAUGUGGAUGAGACUGUUGUGAGGAAAUGUAAAGAGUGGCUGAAAGGGGUCGAAAACGCCGCUGCUUUGGGAAAAGUCGACAAACUUUCUGCACUCCCGCACCUUAAAGGUUGCUGACACCUGACUUGAUCUUUCAUUUUUGAAACUUUUACAACGAAGAGAUGAUGGACUCGCGAAUUGUGUGCACCCAUGUAGGCCUGCUGCAGUGGCAUCAUAAAUAUGAGUCUUGUAAAACUGAGCCUUUGUAAAUGAUGAGACAUUGUCCAGUUGUCUCCAAAGGAAUGUCAAUUUGUCUUAAUUAUUUCCUAAAAUAGAUUAAAAAAUGACAUUAAUUCAUGAACAUAGAAAUAGAUGGGUGAAUUGCAUUGGGAUAAGAGGAAAUAUGACAUUCACUUAACAAAAAUCAGAUUUUAAAGCUUAUUUGCAACCUGGCUCAGCAGUGCUCCUUCUGGUUCACGGGGACGUUGCUUUGCGAGUUUAAUGCCUGUUCGAUGUUUUGUUGAAUUUAAUACCUUAAUAUUCUUGUCCUUUGCACAUGGUUUUUGUUUUCAGCGGGGCGCCAGUGGAUUGGCAGAGGGGUUUGUGUAAUGGGAGGUGAAACCGUUCCUUUGUGUUGCGGAACAAUAAGCUGUCAACAACAGGGCUUUACAUGCGCCUGCUGCUGAAACCAAACUGGACUGUUUAUUUUUCCUCUAAUAAGAGGGUUAUAUCCUUUGUAGGGAUUUAUCAGCGAUGUACAGUAUUUAAUAUUUACUAAAUAUUUGUACUGUCAAACGCCAUUUGAAGUAAAAUGUUUUUUUAAUUAUUCAGUUGUCCCUGACGCUUUUAAAUCUUUGAUGAUUUGUGUUGUGCCUCUCAAAUAAGUCGGUUACAUAAUGCUGAUUUGCAUUUAGAUUUCUUUUACACUUCUGGUCACUUCCCAGACAGUAUUUUAAAGGCUCUUUGUUGCCACUGUAGCUACCUGAGGCCAUUUGGGCAUUAGUGUUCUAAGCUUCUUAGAUUUCCUGUUAAGCAGGGUUGAUCAGUGUACUGUAGGGCCCAGGUGUGUGAUCCCUUCAGGAAACUGCCGCCAGUCUGCUUUUCUUUUGUCAUAUCAAACAAAGCCAUGCAUGCAGCUACAAGAGAGAAAUAGCAUUGGUACCAAAGUCUGGCCCAUGCCUUCACCCAAAGUGCCAGAACUCUGUGAUUUGCAGCAAAGGUAUUCCCACCUUGAACUAAGAGCUUAAUCCUGACAUUUCCAGACUCAUGUGGUGGCCACUCACUGAGCUACAGAGGGACAUAUUUUUAAUCUGUAAGCCAUGAACUUCAUGCACAACUCAGGGAGUAAGCACUGGACCAGUUGCAGGCUUAGAAACAAACCAGUAAUUGGCUAUUUUCAGCAGAAUACAAUAAACCAAACAUAGAGAAACUGAGCUGUAAAGACUCGUUUGGCCUCUUUGUUGCUUCACUUCAGCUGCCUUCAUUUUAUUCCAGUGAUCAUUAAACCAGUCACAAACCUUAAACACAAAUAAAUCUUCAUGCAGAGUCACAAACAUAGUAAUGUGUGUAGAGUGUUGAGAAGGUUCCCUGCAAUGUACUUUAACUCUUUGUAUUGUUCUCUGUAACUUGGUAACCAGAGUUUUUCUCUGUGUGGUUCAGUCUAAAAGCUCAAUCACAACUUGGACAUAGGAGUGUAACAUUAAAAACAGUAGAGUGCAUUUGAAAAACUCACAGGCCAGCAACUGGUAAGCUAUUUUUAAAAGAUGACUUAUAUUCAAAUCCUCAAGUAACACUGUCGCCUGAUAUUAUUUUCACAUCAGCGCUGUGGAUUCUUAGAUUAUUUUCUUUCAGUGAGAGGUGCCUGCUUUCUUAUAAUUAAUUAUAAUUUUUAUCAUUGUAAUAAAGGCUUUGAUAAUAGAUUU